AUGAGUGAGUUUAAGAUUAAGAGUGGAUUAGCACAAAUGCUAAAGGGAGGUGUCAUCAUGGAUGUGGUGACACCAGAACAGGCCAAGAUUGCAGAAAGAGCUGGUGCUUGUGCCGUGAUGGCACUUGAAAGAAUUCCUGCUGAUAUGAGAAAAUCUGGUCAAGUUUGUCGUAUGUCUGAUCCUAAGAUGAUCAAAGAAAUUAUGGCAAACGUUUCCAUUCCAGUUAUGGCAAAGGUUCGUAUUGGUCACCUCGUUGAAGCUCAAAUUUUGCAAGCACUAGAAGUUGAUUACAUCGAUGAAUCUGAGGUCUUGACUCCAGCUGACUGGGCUCAUCACAUCGCAAAGAAUGAAUUCAAGGUUCCAUUCGUCUGUGGUGCCAAGGAUUUGGGUGAGGCUCUAAGGAGAAUCGAUGAAGGUGCAGCCAUGAUCCGUACUAAAGGUGAGGCUGGUACUGGUGAUGUUUCUGAAGCUGUUAAACAUAUUUCAAAGAUUCGUGGUCAAAUUCAAGAAUUGAAAAAGGAAUUGAAGACUGAAGAACAAUUUGCUCAGGCCGCUAAGGAAAUGCGUGUACCUGUCGAGUUGUUAAAGAGUACCUUGGAAGCUGGUAAACUACCUGUAGUUAACUUUGCUGCCGGUGGUGUCGCUACACCUGCUGAUGCAGCUCUUUUGAUGCAACUAGGUUGUGAAGGUGUGUUUGUUGGUUCUGGUAUUUUCAAAUCUUCAAACCCUGAACGUUUGGCAAGAGCUAUUGUUGAGGCUACUACUCACUACAACGAUCCUUUGAAACUUUUGGAAGUUUCCAGUGAUUUGGGUGAAUUAAUGAGCGGUCAAACUGUGGAUGGUAUUAGGCAACACGGUAAACAAUUAGCUAACAUCGGUUGGUAA
Messenger RNA from Zygosaccharomyces rouxii, 885 nucleotides. RefSeq names its product pyridoxine biosynthesis protein SNZ1 (gene SNZ1). Gene Ontology annotation, biological process: amino acid metabolic process; pyridoxine biosynthetic process; pyridoxal 5'-phosphate biosynthetic process. The coding region runs from base 1 to 885 and encodes 294 amino acids. Gene Ontology annotation, molecular function: amine-lyase activity. The record is from RefSeq and is a predicted model, not a curated record. The transcript has a single exon. NCBI's taxonomy places the organism in Eukaryota, Fungi, Ascomycota, Saccharomycetes, Saccharomycetales, Saccharomycetaceae.